This is a messenger RNA of Micropterus salmoides (largemouth bass), 9518 nucleotides long. RefSeq names its product tetratricopeptide repeat domain 28 (gene ttc28). Bases 1149 to 8837 code for a protein of 2562 amino acids. Gene Ontology annotation, molecular function: protein binding. The transcript is spliced from 35 exons. The record is from RefSeq and is a predicted model, not a curated record. NCBI's taxonomy places the organism in Eukaryota, Metazoa, Chordata, Actinopteri, Centrarchiformes, Centrarchidae.
AGGCAAUUUUCUGGAUACCUGUUGUCGCCCUGAGGCAACCAGCAGAUUCUCCAAAAACAAAAUGUUGUUUUUUACGUUUCAGUUUCUGAAUAGAGUCAACAAACCAGAUAUAACGUGUAAACUAGUGAACUUUAAAGUUGCUGGUUGAUGCUUCUGUUACCUUUGGACAGAGCUAGGCUAGCUGUUUCCACACGUUUCAAGUCUUUAUGCUAAGCUAAGUAACGUCUCCUGACUGUCAUAUUUCAUAGACAAAGACAAGUGAUAUUUUUCUUUUGUAUGUUUCCCAAAACAAUUUAUUUAAAAUCUAAAGUCUUUGCUUCUUGCUCUUUAGACCAGUGGUUCUCAAAGUGGAGUCCGGGGGACACCCUGGGGUCCUUUAUGUGGUUCCAUGGGGUCCCCAGCCAAAGGGGGAAUCUUUUAUUUUCACAUAUAAUUACACAAAAGUAACACAAUGACAUAAUGUACGGCUAAAAUAAAUAAAUAAUCUAAAAGUAAAAAUCCUGAACUCUUAUCAGACAGGGGUGCAUGUCUAAUUUGUGUCCAAUUAAGGGUCCUUGACAGUGAAAAAGUUUGCCAACCACUGGUUUAGACUACAAAUAUUGUGUAAAAAUAUUUAUAGUUUUUUUGGUUUGUUUUUUGGGUAACCUAAUAAACGUGAAAAAACAAACAAAAAAACCAAACUUGAUAAACUCAUUUAUUCAACAAGAAAAGCACAAGAAGCAUAAUUACUUUUAAUCUCCUGCACCAACAUACCAACAGUGCCUGUAAAGGCCUGUUGUAAUGAAUAUCUGUCAGGUAACUCAACUCCUCUCUGAUGUCAUGAAAAGUAAUUGAAACCUUGCUGAAGGCUGCAGCCAUGGAGCCGACCGGAUCCCCGCCUCUCACCGGACAAAAAUUCCGCUAUGGGGAGAAGAUCGGCUGUGGGAACAUGGCGCACUCACUCCAGAUUAACUUUCCCCAGGAAAAACUUUGCAGGAUCGCUACAUAGCGCACAAGUCUCCCCAACGUAUUGAUCAGUAAUUUAAAGGCAGUAGGCUGUGGAUCGCCUUCGUGUUGUUUUGGAUGGUGUGUUUUCCUGUCCUGCCUCACCGCUGCUGCUGUGGGAUGAAAGUUUGGAGCUGCAGUCGCCGGAUUUAGCAGAGAGCAGGAUGGAAAAGCAAAAGAUCAAGAAAGAAAAGUUCUCCCUGUUUGGUUCUCGCUCCACCAGCAGAACCACCAACCCUCCCUCUUCAUCCUCCUCCUCUUCCUCGCCUGUGAUCCCUUCGGCCGUGGCGGUGAAAAGGAUUGAACGAACGUCCGGCUCCAGCCCGCCCGGCCUGAGCAAAGGAGAAUUCCUGGAGCGCGUGCGUCGCAGUAACCAGGCCUGCCAGCAUGGCGAGUACACUCUGGCGGUGCGUCUCUACAGCGAGGCCCUGACCGCCGACCCCCAGAACUGCAUCCUGUACAGUAACCGCUCUGCAGCCUAUCUCAGGCUGGGACAGUACAGCACCGCUCUGGACGACGCAAUCAAAGCACGUCUCAUCAACCCCAAAUGGCCCAAGGCCUACUUCCGACAGGGGGUUGCCCUGCAGUACCUGGGUCGACAUGCCGAUGCCCUGGCAGCAUUCGCCUCCGGCCUCGCCCAGGACCCCAAGAGUCUCCAGCUGCUUGUCGGCAUGGUGGAGGCUGCCAUGAAGUCCCCCCUCAGAGACACCCUUGAGCCCACCUACCAGCAGCUACAGAAGAUGAAGCUGGACAAGAGCCCGUUCGUGGUCGUGUCGGUCAUCGGUCAGGAACUGCUGACCCACGGUUUCCACGGCGCCUCUGUUGUGGUGCUGGAAGCGGGGCUGAAGAUUGGCACAUGUUCAUUAAAGCUGCGUGGAUCCGUCUUCUCGGCCCUGAGCUCCGCGUACUGGUCUUUAGGUAACGCAGAGAAGAGUAUGGCCUACAUGCAGCAGGACCUGGAGGUGACCAAGACGUUAGGUGACCAGUCAGGGGAAUGCAGGGCUCAUGGGAACCUUGGCUCUGCCCUCUUCUCCAAGGGCAGUUACAGAGAAGCACUGGCCAAUCACAGAAACCAACUAGUGCUGGCCAUGAAGCUCAAGGACAGAGAAGCUGCGUCCGAUGCUCUCAGCAGUCUGGGCCAUGUGUACACAGCUAUCGGUGACUACCCCAACGCACUGGCGAGCCAUAAACAGUGUGUGCUGCUGGCGCGACAAACCCAGUGCCAGCUCUCCGAGGCUCGCCAGCUGGGCAACAUGGGCGCUGUGUACACGGCACUUGGAGACUUCACCAAUGCAGUUCAGUGCCACGAGCAGCACUUGGACAUUUCAAAGACUUUGGAGAACCGGCGUGAGGAGGCUCGAGCGUACAGCAACCUGGGCAGCGCCUACCACUCUCAACGGGACUUCGACAAGGCCAUAUCCUACCAUAUGCGAGUGCUGGAGCUGGCACAAGAGCAGGGCGACAGAGCGAUCGAGAUGAGGGCAUAUGCUGGUCUGGGGCACGCUGCUCGAUGCAUGCAGGACCUGGAGAGGGCACGUCAGUACCACCAACACCAGCUAGAAAUUGCUCAGGAGCUGCAGGACAGGGCAGCUCAGGGCCGAGCCUCUUCCAACCUGGGCAUCAUACACCAGAUGAAGGGGGAGUAUGAGACAGCGCUGAAGCUCCACAAAGCCCACCUGUCCUUCGCCCAGGAGCUGAGUGAUUACGCUGCCCAGGGGAGGGCCUAUGGUAACAUGGGCAACGCCUAUCACGCACUUGGCAUCUAUGACCAAGCUGUCCGGUACCACCGACAAGAACUACAGAUCUCACUGGAGGUAAAUGAUCGUCCAUCCCAGGCCUCCACACAUGGUAACCUGGCUGUGGCCUACCAGGCACUGGGGGCUCACGACCGAGCUCUACAACACUACCUUCACCACCUGACCAUCGCACGAGAGCUCCGAGACACUCAAAGUGAAGCAAGAGCACUAGCAAACUUGGGAAAUUUUCACAGCUGGAGAGGUGAGUACGCUCAGGCCUUGCCGUACUACCAGCAGUACCUGGCUCUGGCCCCAGGCUUGCAGGACCUGGAAGGAGAGGGCAAGGUCUGCCACAACCUCGGCUAUGCUCACUACUGCCUUGGACAGUACAGAGACGCCGUCAGGUAUAAUGAGCAGGACCUGGCCUUGGCUAAGGACCUGCAAGACAAAUUAGCCCAGGCAAAAGCGUACUGUAACCUUGGUCUGGCCCACAAAGCACUGGGGGAAUACAACAAAGCAGAGGAGUGUCAGAGAUACCUGCUUUCUCUAGCACAAGCCUUGGAUAACACACAGGCAGUUUUCCGGGCCUUUGGGAACCUGGGGGAUGUGUGUGUCUGUCGGGGAGAUCUUCCAGGAGCUGUGAGGUUUUACCAGCAGCAACUAACCCUUGCUCAGAAGGCCAACGAUCAGAAGAUGGAAGCUGACGCCUACUCAGCACUCGGAUCAGUUCACAGGCUGCUCCGCCAGUUGGAUACAGCUUUGUCCUUCCAUAGCCAGGAACUGACUGUCCGAAAAGAUCUAGGUGAUCAGCAGGGGGAGUGCCGCGCCCUUGGCCACCUGGCGGCAGUACAUAUGGCCCUGGGAGACUACGCUACAACCUUCCAGUGUUAUGAGGCCCAGCUGGGCCUAGCGCAGGGACUUAGGGAUGCCCGUCUGGAGGCCCAGGUCCACGGGAACAUGGGCAUCACUAAAAUGAACAUGGGGGUAUUUGAGGAAGCUAUUGGCUAUUUUGAGCAGCAGUUGGCGAUGCUGCAGCAGCUGAGUGGAACUGAGAGCAUGCUGGACAGAGGUCGGGCCUAUGGGAAUCUGGCAGACUGCUAUGAUGCUCUGGGAGACUAUGAGGAGGCGAUUCAGUACUACGAAAAGUACCUGACGGUGGCUCAGAGUCUCAACCAUGUCCAGGACCAGGAGAAAGCCUACAGAGGACUUGGCAAUGCGCACAGGUCUAUGGGAAGUCUCCAGCAGGCACUGGUGUGCUUUGAGAAACGGCUGGUGGUAGCCCAUGAGCUGGGUGGGGAAGGAGGGGGUAAGGCUCAGGCUUAUUGGGAGCUGGGCACCUUACACAGCCAGCUGGGCAACUAUGAGCAGGCCCUCUCGUGCCUGGAACACCAGCUUAACAUUGCACGCACAGCAGGGGAUAAAUCCCUGGAAGCAGAGGCAAGCGAUGCACUUGGAGGCGUUUAUCAGCUGAUGGCAGACAAUGAGACAGCGCUACAGUGGCACCAAAGGGCUUUGGAUAUCGCAGAGCAGGCGGCAUGUGUGAGGAGCCAGGGUCGAGCCUACAGCAACCUGGGACUGACCUACGAAGCUCUAGGAAAGUACGAGCGGGCUGUGGUCUUCCAGGAGCAGCACCUCAGCGUGGCAGCACAGACCAGUGAUCUAAUAGCUAAAACUCUAGCCUACGGGAGCCUGGGAAGGCUACACCAUGCACUGCAAAACUACGCACAGGCUGUGAUGUACCUACAGGAAGGUCUGCGUCUGGCAGAGCAGUUAGGUCGGAGAGAAGAUGAAGCUAAGAUACGCCAUCGCCUGGGCCUGUCUCUGUGGGCCAGCGGAAACCUGGAAGAGGCACAGCACCAGUUGUACCGAGCAUCUAUGUUAUUUGAGACAAUCCGUCAUGAGACGCAGCACAGUACGGAUUACAAGCUCUCCGUGUUUGAUCUGCAAACCAGCUCGUACCAGGCGCUCCAGAGGGUCCUCGUCAGCCUAGGUCGACAUGACGAGGCGCUGGCCAUUGCAGAGCGAGGGCGAACGCGUGCCUUUGCAGAUCUCCUGGUCGAACGCCAGAAAGGAAGUCAGCAAGCAACGAGCAGUGACCCUUACAUCCCAGUAACUGUGGAGCACAUCCUGGAGACGGUCAAUGGUCAGAGGGCCAUGGUCCUCUACUAUUCUCUGGCUGGAGGAUUUCUGUACAGCUGGCUGAUCUCUCCAGGGGCAGGUAUUGUGAAGUUUAACGAGGUGUAUCUUGGAGAGGCUGGAGCGGAGUUCCAGGAUGGUGGUGGAAGCCCACAGGGUGGAGGAGGAGCAGGUGGAGGUCCUCUGUCGCUAGAGCAGUACAUCUGGAACGCUAGAGAGGCUCUGGGAGUGGACAGCCAUUACAGCAGAGUUUGUUCCAGCAGUGAGACAGAGAGCGAAGCUGGAGAUCUGUUAGAGCAACAGUUUGAGGAGCUAAACAACCAACUCACCUCUGCCACCGACCCCACGGGCUACCUUCGCAUGGUGUCCAGAAAUAACCUCUUUAACAGAAGCUCUCAGAGCAUGACGAGUCUAUACAGCGCCACAGUGUCACCGGUGAAGGACAGCGUUUCCUCCCCUCUUUGCCGACCAAGUAACAUCAGCAAACCUCCUCUGCGAGCCCUUUAUGACUUACUCAUUGCACCAAUGGAAGGGGGCCUGAUGCACAAUAGUGGACCUGUGGGCAGACACAGGCAGCUCGUAUUAGUACUGGAGGGAGAAUUAUACUUGAUCCCAUUUGCCUUGCUCAAAGGCAGCUCCUCUAAUGAGUACCUUUAUGAAAGGUUCAGUCUCAUUUCUGUACCUUCUUUAGCCACCCUGGGAGCCACAGUCAAGCCCCAUCCUCGCCGCGGGGGUCCCUUACUUUGCUCAGAUGGAGGUUCAGUGGCAGCAGUGGUUGGUGCCCCUCGCCUGCCCCCCUCUGUGAUGGACCGCUGGUUGUGGGGCCCCUUACCUUCAGCCCAAGAUGAAGCUCUUUGGCUGGGGGAACAGCUGGGAUGUCAUCCCCUGACUGGAGCAAAUGCCACAAAGGAGCGUGUGCUUGCAGCGCUGAGUCAGGCAGAGUGCGUUCAUUUUGCAACUCACAUAUCCUGGAAGCUUGCCGCUUUGGUCCUCACCCCCAGCCAAGAGCACGCUGGAGGAGAGGGGGCGAGCGGGCGACCCAGGGAGAAAUCACCGUGUGGGGCAUCGACCUCAGGCGAGACUGCAGAUCAGGACGGAAAGAUCAAGGGUUCGAUUGCAAAGAGUCACAGCAGCCCUGAGAGAUUCAGAGGAGAUGAAAUGAGCGAGGAUGGGGAAAGUGUGUGUGAAGUGGAGAGCAUGUGCGACAGUCCACCACUUCAUGACUUCCUCCUCACCGCUGCUGAUAUACUGGACUUGUGCUUGAACGUCAAAUUGGUGGUUCUGAGGUUGUACCCGGAGUCCAGCAGCAGGGUGACGGGUGACGGGGUGGUGGGUCUGACCCGAGCCUUCUUGGCUGCAGGGGUCCAGUGUGUGUGCGUCUCCCUGUGGCCUGUACCAAUAGCUGCCUCCAAACUGUUCACACACAACUUCUACACGGCUCUUCUCAACGGGACCAAAGCCAGUGCAGCUCUGAUGGAGGCCAUGAAGACCCUGCAGAGAAGCAAGCACUUCUCACACCCCUCCAACUGGGCUGGUUACAUGCUGAUUGGCAGUGAUGUGAAGCUGAACAGCCCCAUGUCGCUGGUUGGCCAAGCCCUGGCAGAGAUCCUGCAGUACCCAGAGAGGGCCCGGGACGCCCUCAGAGUGCUGUUACACUUGGUUGAGAAGUCUUUGCAGCGCAUUCAGAGCGGUCAGUGUAACCCAAUGUACACAUCGCAGCAAAGCGUCGAGAACAAGGUGGGUGGGGUGCCCGGGUGGCAGGCCCUCCUGUCUGCGGUGGGUUUCCGGUUGGACUUCUCUGGUAGUGGUGCCGGUCUCCCUGCUGCAGUUUUCUUCCCGACCUCAGAUCCCGGGGAUCGGCUGCAACAAUGCAGCACCACCCUGCAGUCCCUGCUCGGUCUCACUCCUCCCGCUCUGCAGGCUCUCUGUAAACUGGUCACAGUAUCUGAGGCCGGAGAACAGCUCAUUCAUAAGGCGGUUAAAAGCAUGGUGGGAAUGCUUCACCAAGUGCUCGUGCAGUUGCAGUCAGGCGACAAAGACCAAGACUUCUCACUGGCUCCCAUUCAAGUGUCGAUAAGUGUGCAGCUCUGGAGGCUGCCGGGCUGCCAUGAGUUCCUGGCUGCGCUCGGUUUUGAUCUUUGCGAGGUGGGUCAGGAGGAGGUCGUGCUGAAAACUGGAAAGCAGGCCAGCAGGCGCAUCAUGCAUUUUGCCCUUCAGUCUCUUCUAGCACUCUUUGACUCCACAGAGCUUCCCAAGCGACUGAGCAUGGACAGUUCCUCCUCCCUGGAGUCUCUGUCGUCCUCCCAGUCGGCCUCCCAGCCUCACUCUUUACCCCUCUCCUUUGGCUGCUACCCGCCUCAGCCCUCCUUCUUACCCCCAGCCUGCCCUGACAACCUCUCCUGCGACGCCAUCUCCGUCUACAGCCUCAGCUCCCUCGCCUCCUCCCUCAGUUUCCUGUCCCGCCCUGAGCCCGCAGGAAGUGACAUCAUCAGCCAGCGCUCGCAUCAGCAGGACCUAGAGAGACCUCGCAGGGGAGGGGGCCUCUACGCCUCGCAGCGCCAGUCAGGCAUCAUGUCAAGAGGUCGAGUGACCAAUCACGGAAGAGGAUUGACAGGAGAAGGGGAGGAAGAGGAGUAUGAGGGGUACUCCAUUAUCAGCAGUGAGCCGUUAGGACGAGGGCAGAGGGAAUGUGACACGCUGCCACUACCUGCAGGACACAGACACGGCAGAGGAGGUGCUGGGAGAGGGUCCGCUGGGGGUCAUGGGUAUGGCCCUAUUACGAUUUCCUCCAAGGGAAGCAUCAGCACACCUACGUCUCCAAUUAAAGCUCCGUCGUUGCCCCUAAAAGUUCCUGCCAGCCCCAAACCCAAGCAGGACAUGACUGGGAAGGGGAAAGUUAGCAGCUCAGAGUCGGACCAGUCGAGUACUGAGACAGACAGCACUGUCAAGUCCCAGGAGGAGAGGACUGGCCCUGCGGGACAACUGGAUCCCCAAGUACUGGCCCAAAAGAUUCUGGAGGAGACUCAGAACCACAUGCAAGCUGUGGAAAGCCUGCAGAAAGCAAACCUUAGAGGGAAGACCCUGAGGGGGCCUGAGGGGAGGGAAGAGGCACAAGCCAGGCAGCCUUCUCUCUCCACUCCCACAACCCCAACUUUAUCUCCCACAGGAGCAGCACGAGGAUUUCAGCCCUCGGAGACCAGUGCGUUUAGCAGACCACCCAGCAGAGCAAGUCUAAAGGCUUGCUCCUCUCCUCUUUCCCUGUCUAGUCAUCUUUCACCCCUCUCCGCUUCGGUUUCAACGCCUCCCCCAACUCGGCCCAAACCGCCAUCCCGCUCCUCAUCACUGCAGAAAAUCAGCUCCGGCUACAACAGCCCAGCUCAUUCCUCUCCGUCUUUAUCGCUCCCUCUGAAAGAGCAGGGCGCACCUCUCCCCACGUCGUCCCCAGAUGUGCAUCUCAAACAGAAAUACCCUACCUCACCUUACAAAGCCCACAUCUCACCUUCGCGCUCUCCUGCUGACAGUGCACCCUCGCCGGCCCUUUCCUAUUCCUCCACAGGGUCCGUCUCGGCCUCCUCCAGCCCUGCAAACACUCCCGAACUGAACAAGUCAAAACAGGAAAACAAAGUCCAGGCAAUUCAUAACUUAAAAACCUUCUGGGCCAACGCUGGCCAGAAACACGAGGGGCCCUGCCCUGCCAGUUUACUCAGAGGCGGGAAUAAAAAAAUGAGUACAGUUCAGAAAGAUGUUUUGGGUUUGCUAAAUCUCUCACCUAGACAUGAGCCUGUUAGUAAAAAUAUAGAGGGACUUAAGGAUCACAAUGUUGGUGACAGACCAAAUGGUCACCAAAAACUAGAGGCUAAACCAACUCCACUUCCAUCCUCUAAUCCUCCCACAAACUCUAAAGGAGGCAUCAAACCUCCCUCUGGGAACGGCUACAAGUUUCUCUCACCUGGACAAUUUUUUCCAUCUUCUAAAUGUUAAGGAUGUUUGCCACGCUGAACCCAGAGUUUGUUUGUACUACGACAGAAGCUGUCUAUUUGUCAGCCACAUUUUUAGCAAUACCUGUUGAAGACAAGUUUUAAAAAAGUACCGUGUCAUGCUGACGGUGAUUUUAAACGUCAUUACUUGUUUUGUAAGGGAUGUUAAUGUAUUAAAUGUGAUGAUUGUGCCUUCUUCUGGAGAGCGCUGGAAGGACAAAAUGACUCUUAGAGAAGUGUUGAGUCUCUGGCUUUAAUUGUGUUUUUAUGACUGACUGCGGAGCAUGUGUCUCGGUGUCUACGUGUACUUUCAGAGAAGGAGAACAUUUUUUGUCAGCCUAAAUGCUCGCUAUAUUUGUGUAAGUGGCCUGAAUUUUAAUCUUGAUUUGUGUAAUAAUUAUUGUUAAAUGUCAUUAUCGAUGCUUCUUGUUGUCAUUUAUUUUGUAAAGUAAACUGUGUUUUCCAGUCAUUAUUAUACAUUUUAUAAAGACAAUUAAACCAAGGAAGAAGUAAAGAAAACAUUUUGAUAUUUUUAUGGAGAUUUGACUUUAUGUGUGAUCGUCCGCUUGGUGUUCAGCGUGUUUAGUAACUUUAUAAUGUACAAUUUUUUGCAGCGGUGCCGGAAUCCUAUUUAGAGAUAUCUCAAUUCUCAAGAAGUUGAUGAAUAAAAAUGUUCCUUUCCUGG